Messenger RNA from Spirodela intermedia, 7552 nucleotides. NCBI's taxonomy places the organism in Eukaryota, Viridiplantae, Streptophyta, Magnoliopsida, Alismatales, Araceae. The record is from the annotation of a GenBank genome assembly.
AUGGUGGAAGCCAAGGAUGCCGAUGCCUACGAAGAGGAGCUUCUUGACUAUGAGGAGGAGGAAGAGAAGGCCCCCGAUUCGGCUGCCGCCAAGGGUAACGGGGAAGUACCGAAGAAGUAAGACUGCGACUUUCUGCUUUUUUCUUCUGCUUCUCCUGGUUUGUUAAGUUAUUUUCCGAAGCGCUCGGUGAAGUGUGGUUUUCUUCUCGUGCUCCUUUUGCGUUGUGAAAAUAUCUGUAUAUACGCAAGAUUUCUCACGCUCUAAUCUGGUUUUUUUUUCUGCUGUCAUAUCUUUGUAACAAACUGUUUUAAGGUAAGUUGGGUAUUUCGAUGGAACGUGACUUGAAGAAAGCUCAUUUUCAGAUGAGGGAACGGGGGAUGAAGGGUGUUAUUGAGAAGCGGAGAUAUUGGGGAACUCAUUUUCAGAUGCUCAUUGUGGAAUCUUAUGUUGGUUUAGGAUGAGAAUGUAGUAGGUUGCGUAGGAUCAGGGAUGGAUACCAAGGAUAUUCCGAAACUAGGUCCAACAGAGAACCAUGGUAUUACUGUUUGUGCUAUCGAGAAUAUUUCCUUUACAACGCCUGUAUGACGUUAUGUAUUUGAGAAAAGAAACGUUAUAUAUUCUUGAGGGAUCUCAGCAGGACGAAACGUCUGUAAUCUCCAAUCACGAUAUUUUCCUACGUUUUGUGAUUGUUUCAUGUUUUGUUACCGGUAUAAUGCUGUUGGAUGGAAGUGGAAGUAAUGGUUAAUCGAGUUUGAGCUGGAUGAUGUGGAGGGGUGGGUAUCAUGCACAUUAGUGAAAUCAAUAUCAUUGCAACGCUAAGAGGCGACCGUGGUGGACAGGGUCUAGGCAUAGUCACGAGAGAUUCACCCAUCAUUCUUUAAGAGAGUUGAGGGUACAGUGGGAUGUAACGGUUUCCCUGUUGGAUGCCAUCUCACAUUUAACGUUCAUGCCGAAGGUUAGAAGGAGAAAAAUGAUGUAAAUGUGAUGUGUGAAGGACGGAUGCAUUUGGCUGUCUUAUCUCCUUGGGUUCGUUCUCUCUAACCAUUUGUAUCUGAUUUAUUUGAUUUUUGAACUUCAUUGUAUGUGUGAGUUUACUCCAUCCCAUCUUUGUCGUCCUUUCUAUUAUCGUUCUGGGACCUGAUCCUUCUGGUCCCAUUAGGCUUUGUGUUAAUUAAUCUCUUGUAUGUCUACCUGUUGUACUGUUAUUUGGUCGUUUGUCCGUUCUGGAUUAUAGGUGUACAUAUAAUUGCUUUCCAUGGAACGUGUGCAUCCUUUCAGGAGUUUGGGUUCAUUGUACAUCCUUUCUGCUUCUCAUGUUUGCCGUUUUAUAAAUAUGUUUAACCUGCUUGAAUAUCAGUUUUUGAUUUUUUUCGGUUAGUCUUGUUCGACUGGUUUAUGAAGUUUUCGGUCGGAAACUAUAUUAAUGUUAUGGAACUCGUUGGCUACGAGUAGAGGAAUCCCAUGUAUAUUAUUGCACAAUUUCAGGUUGGCGGUAUUCUUCUGCUUCGUAAGAUUCGUGCAGGUUGUAUAUUUGUCCUUCGGUUAUCUCGUUGUAUGCUGCAAACGCGAUCACGAGAGUGAUUGGGUAUGAGUCCUCUGGAUUGGAUCGACCAGUAAAUUGGCACUCUUUAGUCGCUAAAUUGUGGUCUAGGUCGUAACGAAUUAGUUGAUGUUGCGGAUGAGACAAUUGGUUACGAGCAGUAAAAACUAAUAGGCUGUGAUACAAUUACGGAUGAAGAAUUCUAUUUGAUGGGUUUCGUCUACUCCAUGUGUUUUUUUCUACUAUUCUGUGGUUUUUAUUGUGGAUUUCUUUUUAUAUAUCACUCCCGUUCUCAGGAAGUUUCGAUUUACUCACUGACUAUUUUUACAUGACCUUGGUAUUGUAAUCUGUUGACACGUUUUUGAUCCUCCCCGUCUGUUUUGAACUUUGAUAAUUAUGAUGCUGUCUUUUAUGGACUGUUGUCUAUCAUUUGCGAUGAAGAUUCUCUCUCAUUGUUCUGAUCGUCUGGUUUCUUCCUGGCAGCAUAACACGUGCUAUUUCCCUUUUUAAGAUUAAUACUUCUCUCGUCUUCUGGCUAGUCAUAUUUGUACUCAUGAGUUUUCAGGCCAUUUUAACCGUGAUUUUUUUUUUGAUAUGUAGGGGUUAUGUCGGAAUUCACAGCUCUGGAUUCAGGGAUUUCCUUUUAAAACCAGAACUUCUUCGGGCAAUUGUAGAUUCGGGGUUUGAGCAUCCUUCAGAAGGCAAGGAAAUUUUUUAGUUCAUCCUGAAUGUGACACAGUGAAUCGACAACUUUCUUUUUAAUUUUUUAUGCUUCAUAACUACUGAUUCGGUUAUUUUUCCUUUCUGUCGUGAUGUUGAACUCCAUUUCCUUUAUUACUGAAGAUGGCUGUUUUGUAGUGCAGAUUUGUUUUUCCUUCAAGUGUAUCUAUUAAUUACAUUUGACUUGUGGAAUGGGCAACUAUCCUGUCUCUUUUUUUUACCUUUAUUUAUUUAGUGUGCCUAAUUUUUUCUAGUUCUCUUUACCUCACCAACUUCUUAGUCUUCUAUGAUUUCUGAAUGCCAAUGAUUUACUGCUCAUCUCUUUUGGAACAACAAAAAUGUUGCAAUGCCUUGGCCUUUUUUCUGCAUAUGAAUUGAAAUUCAGUCUAUUCUCAUAGAAGGCAUAUGCAAGAAAUAUGGUGCAUUUACUACUAUCAUGGUUUACUAAUGGCCGUGCCAAAUUCAUGAAUCAUAAAUCUCUUUGCAUUGAUUUAAUUAUGUUGCCUGAUUAUUUUUGGCUUAUUUUUUUCUGUGUAUCGUCUUAAUUAUUUGAUUUCAUUUCAGGUAAUACACUACUUGCAGGUUACUGAUUUUAGGGAGGGGGGUAAUUAUUUUCAUAUGCGUCUGGAUUGAAGGAUCCAGAAGAUCACUUUGCUUACUAAGGGUUGCUCCACUUCGUUGUUUAUUCUCCAUCAGUACAACAUGAAUGCAUCCCACAGGCCAUUUUGGGAAUGGAUGUCAUCUGUCAAGCUAAAUCUGGGAUGGGGAAAACCGCUGUAUUUGUUCUCUCAACUCUGCAGCAAAUUGAGCCUGUUUCUGGUCAAGUAGCUGCUCUUGUUUUGUGCCACACAAGAGAACUAGCUUAUCAGGUUUGUUUUUUGUUUUUUUGUUUUUUGCUUUCUUUUUUAUCAGCUGUUAAUUGCUGUAUUGUUCAAUCGGUUUUUAUUAGUUGGUUGUUUAUUGCAGAUCUGCCAUGAAUUUGAGAGAUUCACCAGGUACUUGCCAGACGUCAAAGUUGCAGUCUUUUAUGGUGGGGUACACAUUAAAAAUCACAAGGAUCUACUUAAAAAUGAGUGUCCGCAUAUUGUUGUUGGUACUCCUGGAAGAAUACUUGCAUUAGCCAGAGAUAAGGAUCUGGUAUUGAAGAACGUCAGACAUUUUAUCCUCGACGAGUGUGACAAAAUGCUGGAAGCACUUGGUACAUUCAAUUAUCUCAUUUAUAUUGAAAGAUGAUUUCUCUUUGUAUAAGCUGAAACGUGGUAUUUUCAAUUACGUUUGCAUACUCGCACAUUCAUGUGUGCUUGCAUAUGCAAGUGUGUAGCUGGAUCAUGUGUUUUGUUAUUUAAACACUGAUCAUUAUCGUUGAACUGAUGAUUACUGUAGACUCAUUGUUUUAUUUUGUGUGUUUUUCAUGUUUCUAGAUAUGAGGAGAGAUGUGCAAGAAAUAUUCAAGAUGACUCCUCAUGAUAAGCAAGUUAUGAUGUUUUCAGCGACACUCAGCAAAGAGAUUCGUCCUGUUUGCAAGAAAUUUAUGCAAGAUGUAAAUUCUUCUUCCCAGAUCAUUGGAAAAUGUUGUAGCAAUUGUUUGAUAAGUAUGUAUAUUGUGGGAGUUAUAUCUAGCAUAUUUGCCGUGAUGGUUAUGUCAUCACUAUUGUGAUAACCUCUCCCAUAAAGACAAGAAGAGCUGAACAAUGUGUCAAAAGAGUGACAACCAACCCUAUACUGUUGAGAUUUAGGUUUCGAUCUCCUCUAGUAAGGAGAUUUUGUACAGCUAUCUGAAGUUGAUUCUGCCACGCUUAGAGAUCUCAGUUCCUCUCACUCUAUGUACUGUUAUAUUAGGUGCCCAUCUAGAGCAUCAGUUAUGAACAUGAUACCUUUUUCGGAGUGUAUCUAUGCUGGUGUUCAUGGUUUGCUUUGUCCCCCCCACCCCUUUUUUUAUGUUUAGAGUUUCAGAACGUGUCUGAAACUUCAUUUUGGUAGUUGCAUAAACAUGCAUGAUCCUCUGCUUGAUUGAACAUUUUUGCCGUCGGUAAUUUUUAAUUAGAAUAUGUGGGGAUUUUGUGGGAUUUCAUCUUGAGUUUUUCUUGUGGGACAGUGUAGUUAUCUUGAGGGAAGUUCCUAACUUUCUCUGAUUAACAUUUUUGCUAUUUCAGCCCAUGGAGAUCUAUGUAGAUGAUGAGGCCAAGUUGACACUUCAUGGUCUAGUACAGGUACUCGUGAUGUUUCAUUUCUACACUUUUCCAUUCAUAUUGUCUUUUUUUUUGAUUUAUUUGUAAUCCUUUACGUCUUUUCUGAGCAGCACUACAUCAAACUUAGUGAGAAUGAGAAAAAUCGGAAGCUGAAUGAUCUUUUGGAUGCUCUGGACUUUAAUCAAGUGGUUAUCUUUGUUAAAAGUGUCAGCAGAGCAGCACAGCUUAAUACCCUACUUAUAGAAUGUAAUUUUCCGUCCAUCUGCAUUCACUCUGGGAUGUCACAAGAAGAAAGGUAGAGCAGUUGUGUACAGCUUGUCUAUGUUCAAUUUUAUUUGUAAGUUCGUUGACUUGUAAAAUCAUUGUUUAAUCCUCGUGCAUGGGGAGGAACAUGAAUAUUGUCUCAGAAAAAGUAAGUUUUUUUCCUUUUUUAACAGGUAGGAAUAACUUUAUGGUUUUUUAUUAGCUUUUAUAGACUGAAAUGAUCUUUUGGAUUAAUUAAUGCUGACCUCCAAUUUAUUUCCAAGUGCCAGUUUUAACAUAUAAUCAAUGAGAUCAAUGAAUUAUUUAUCAUUGAUUUCCUCUGCUAGGGAUUUAUUUGAGAAUCCUUGGCUAGUCCUAUCUCCUUUUAGAUUGUAACCAUCUAGCAACUAUUACAGCUGUUGAAAAUAAUUCUAUACAAACUGCAUGUUGUUAUAUCAUGGAAUUAACAAACGGUUUCGAUUACAACGCUUUAAUUGCAGUAGAAACUUCACUCUUUCAUUAACCAUUGCCCAAUUUUUAAAUUGACGGGUUAACACCUUGAUAACUUUAUCAAGAUCCAUCUAAGCGUUAUAGCGGUUUUUUUUUUUUUUUGAAUGAUUCAUCUUAUAGUAGAAAUGUUGGCUUUUCACAAAUACUUCGUUGGAUAAACUAAAAUACUAAAAGCUAUGUUACGAUAGCAUUAACCAUUUUUAAUGUAGUUUUAAGUAGUUGCAUAAACCUUAAAAUCCAUUGUCAUCAUGGAGAACAUUAUUUUCAUCACUUUGGUUGGUUUCGCCGUGACCAAUCAAGGGUAGAAAAUAAUGGCGAUGCUUUGAUAUCUUUUUAUUACUGCUAUUCUUAUGGCUCUCUUCUUACAGUACGGAAUAAGAUCGAAGGCAUGGCUGUUGCAAUCUGUUCAAAUUUUGAAGAGAACCUCUGAUCACUCUCGGAAAUUAUGCCUUCUGGUUGUUUGCUUUUUGAAAACUAUUACUUUUCUCCUACUUUAAUUUUUUUUGUUUAAGUUCAGGUUAACCAAGUACAAAAACUUCAAGGAGGGCCAUAAAAGGAUUCUUGUUGCUACUGAUUUGGUCGGCAGAGGGAUUGACAUUGAGCGUGUCAACAUUGUAAUCAACUAUGACAUGCCAGAUUCUGCAGAUACAUACCUGCACAGGGUAAUUCUUUCGAUUGCAUAUUUAGAGAUGCUUUAAUGACCUGUGUUUGUUUUGAUUUUCUUUGAUAUCGUAUGACAUACUAGGUAGCGGACAUUUUCUGUCACUCAAUAUUAUUAUUUACUCAUCAACUUGUCCUCAGUUCUGUUCUGAUAUUUUCUUUUAUGAGUUUGAAACAUCACGAAGUACUGCAAAUGUUUUCUUGUCAGGUUGGUAGAGCCGGUCGAUUUGGGACAAAGGGUCUUGCUAUCACAUUUGUGUCAUCUGCAUCUGACUCUACGAUUCUUAAUCAGGUUUGUUGCAAAAUAAUGUUGUAUUUUGUUGAUAUUCCUUCAAGGUUUUGUCGUUUAAGUUUCCAACGUUCCCAACCAAUAGGUUCAAGAAAGAUUUGAGGUUGAUAUCAAGGAGCUGCCUGAGCAAAUCGACACUUCUACUUACAGUAAGUUAUCACAACUUUUUUUAUUCUCAUAUUUUCCUGUCCCGCAUGAUUGUGGCUGCCACUGCGACAACACACUAUGGGGGUUGGUUGUAACUUUUAGUGUUUAUCUUUCUUUAUAUGUUUAGAUGAUUUCAAGGUUAUAGUUUUGCCAGUUUCUAUGUUGUUGACGUGGUAAACUGUGAUGCGCAUUGCGGUGUUUCUUUUGUUUUAUUUUUCCAAUAUUUUCAGAUCCAAUUGAAUGCAUAUAAUGUGCUAAUCUAUUGAUGUUGUAUGGUGCAAAUCUUUAUUGAAUUCGUUAUCUUUCCUUUCGAGUGCAGCAAGUGAACUUAACUGCCAGGAGAAACCUCGAUCUAUUAUUUCGACUUAAAAUUUCUUGGAUAUCUUGUCAUAGGAGAGACUGGUCCACUAAUAUGAAUGCCGAAGCGCCCUAAAAACAUGGCUGCGGCGAUUUCUUGGGUCAUGCUUCAUGCAGCAACUCCUUGUCUAUUCACUUGCUGGAACAUAUAUUCUUGGUAAAGUCAAUUAUCUUUAGUGCUCUGGAUCUCUUGAUUCAGUAAGCAGAGUAAUUGAUGAGAGAUAAGCCAACUCUAUAUAUAAAUGUUGGAUGUUAGGUCCUUGGUGCUGACUAAUGAGUGGACAUUGGUAAGUAUUAUAUUGUGGUCUGUAGUUGGUUUUGACGUAUAAAAGGUCUGUGAUAAAGGGAUGACUAGUGAAUGGGAUGGAAAGCAGUGCAUUCAGGUGAGCCUUUAGAGGAAGUGGGUUGGGGGUGGGGCAUGUGGUAGUUUGCUUUUGAGGUUGUAAAGCUGAUCCACAUGAAUUAGAGAAGCUUGAUGGAAUUACCAGAGGAAGGCGAGAACACUCUGCAAUCCCCAGGGCCAAAUUUCAUCAGUCAUCUUUCCUUAUGCCUGUCGUCUUUUAUUAAUUGCUACUUCUGCUAAUUUUGCUCCCUUUUUCAAGUUCAUAAGCCAAGCAAUGCCCGUAUUUGUAUGGAGCUGUGUUUGCCAUAUGCUUCUACAAUUUUGGCGCUGUUAAAUAGGGAUUAUCUUGAAAUAUUCAACCGUCGGUCUUUUAGUGAGAUGCUUUCUGAUAUGCUUCACUCUCUCUAGAUUGCAUAGUUUCCCCUGAUUUUAACGUUGCCCUGUUCACAGUGUAUUUGUUUAUAAUCUUGCGCUCUUAACGUGGGCUAAACGAGAUUUCCAGGUUUCAUCUGCUGACUGAUCCUCCUCUCCACUCCGUCGCAGUGCCGUCUUGA